This is a messenger RNA of Fusarium oxysporum Fo47, 1483 nucleotides long. Its product is annotated as P-loop containing nucleoside triphosphate hydrolase protein. Lineage: Eukaryota; Fungi; Ascomycota; Sordariomycetes; Hypocreales; Nectriaceae. The transcript has a single exon. Bases 366 to 1280 code for a protein of 304 amino acids. The record is from RefSeq and is a predicted model, not a curated record.
AUGCUCUAACAAACUAUUAUAUUUACCAUGUUCAGUGCGGAUCCAAAUGCCUGCCAUUAACACCACUGUAGCAUCGGAUGUCGCGUCAGCUUACAGGCCCUCGGGAUCCCGAAUAACCUUUUUCUUUGCUUACCAGGGGUUCUUUCUGCCGCAGAUCCUUCUCAUCUACGAAUACGAUGGGGCUUGAUGUACGCCCGCUAGAACAAGUGCUUACCCGUCAGCGUAUGAGAAUCGACAUUGGCGCCAUGUCUGACAUGGCAAUUGGGCGGAAUUAAUGAUCAUCCAUGCCGUCCGUCUGGGCGUAAGAUUUCCGUGUCUCAGACGAGCAUCGGGGAAAUUAGCGUUACGCAGGAUUUAAUAAAGAGAUGAGCUGGCCACUUUCCCCCUCUGUCAGCUUUCUCUACUCAUUCUUUUGCAGUAUACAACUGAACAUGGUUAACCAAGAAAAGACCGUCGACUCGUCGUCGCAGAGCGAGAAGGACAAGGAGUCGACGACUUCGCCGAAAGCGACGCCUCGACCUCCGCCAAUUCUAUGCCUUGGCGCCCCCCGCACUGGUUCAGCGUCACUUAUGAAAGCGCUGCAAAUUCUUGGAUAUCCCAACGUGCACCAUGGCUGGGAAGCUGCUGAGCUUGAGGAACUUCAAUGGCAAUGGCCCAUUUUCGACAGAGCGUGCGACGCGACGUUUAUCAAUAUUCCAACAUACCGCGGCAAACCAUUCUCCCGCGCUGAAUGGGAUGAAGUGUUCGGAGAAUACGAUGCCGUAUCGGAUGUCGCUUCUUUCUUCGCUGAGUCGCUGAUCCCAGCUUAUCCCGAUGCCAAAGUCAUUCUUGUCGAGCGCGAUAUCGAGAAGUGGUUUCCCAGCAUGCACGCCGUUGUCAAGAGCUCUACAAGUCCCAUCCGACGAAAGCUUGGAGCCAAGAUUGGUGAUCUUUCGGGAUUUUUGAGUCCAAGACCAUGCAACAAGCUUCAUCAGGGCUGGACGAGAGCUCCUUCUCCCAACGACGUGAUCGAAUACCUCAAGCCAGCAUAUGUCAGGCAUAAUAAGUACAUCAGAGAUACCGUACCAAAGGAGCAGCUUUUGGACUUCAAGCUUUCAGAUGGCUGGGAGCCGUUGUGUCAGUUUCUGGGAAAGGAAGUUCCUGAUGUGCCGUUUCCGCACGUCAAUGAUUCGAAGGAGUAUGCGGAGAGGGGUAAGAGGUUGGGAAAUAAGAUGAUCAAGCUUGCUUUGAGAAACCUCAUCUUUCCUUGCUUGCGUCCUGAGCCUAUCACCAGGCCCUGAGAGUUACUCCGUGCUUGACUUCUUGGGAGAAGAGGAAGGAGUGUACACCAAGAAAACUAUUCUCUUGGCCGCAUGGGAGUGGUUUGAUUCUGCAUAUCAUUUGAUAUAAAAACGCUGGUUAGAUUUCUCAGUUUAGACAAGCGCGCUGUUUCUAAUACCUAGCUUGGAUAGCGUGUUUUCCAUUCAAUAUCCGUAUUUGGCAA